AUGGCUGGUUUCUGCACAUUCAUCAUCUUUACCUCUGUGCUCUGUCAGAUCCCAGUGACAGCAAAAACUUCUGGAACUCUGAAGGAGAUGGUUGGUGCCCUUGGUGGAUCUGUGACCUUCAGUCUGAAUUUCACAGGAAAACAGGUUGACACUAUUGUAUGGACCUUCAAGACACUUUCUUUUGCCAUCAUAGUUAAGGACAAAGUCAUAGUGACUCAAAAUCAUAACAAAGAAAGGAUAGUCUUCCCAGAUGGAAGCUACUCCAUGACACUUAGCCAGUUGAAGAAGAAUGACUCAGGUGUCUACCGGGCAGAGAUUUACAGUACAUCUCUUGAGUCUCCCUUCACCCAGGAAUAUGUGCUGUAUGUCUAUGAGUAUCUGUCAAGGCCCAAAGUCACCUUGAAUGGGCAAGACAACAUAAAUGGCACCUGCACAACCAACCUGACAUGCUCCAUGGACAAGGGAGGGGAGAAUGUGACCUAUAGCUGGAAAGCCAUUGGGCAUGAAGUCAAUGAAUCUCAUGAUGGUGCCGUCCUCCCCAUCUCCUGGAGAUUGGGAGAAAAAGACAAGACUUUAAUUUGCAUGGCCAGGAAUCCCAUCAGCCAAAGUUCCUCGAUCCCCACCCACGUCCAGGAUCUCUGUGGAGAUGCUGCCAAGGACCUAAAUUCAUCCAGCAUCAUCCUAUAUAUCCUGCCAGUGUUAAUUGCACUUGGUCUCUUGCUGGUGAUUAUUCCUGUUGCUAUGCAUACAGAGAAAGGAAAAGUUUCCAAGGAACACAUGGAGAACGUGGACAUCCACCAGAAAAAGCCAAACUUCUGUCCCCACUUGGAAGAGAAUCCAGAAUAUGACACAAUCCCUUACAUGAACGAAACAAAUAUGGAAGAGGUAGCAGCAAACACACUUUAUUCCACUGUGCAGAUUCCCAAAGUGGUGAAGAGUCCCAGCUCCCUGCUUGCAAUGCCACCUACGUCAAGGCCAUUAAGCUUUGAAAACAUUAGCCUCCCCAAAUCAACUGGAGCAUACAUGAUCCACAGCGUACCCAGGAUGCCAGAUACGGAGCUUCAGGAUUUACGUUUCCCUGCUGGGUUUGACCUAGCUUUGGUCUGUUCUUUCUUUGCUGUGCACUCCCUUUUGGAGUGA
This is a messenger RNA of Microtus ochrogaster (prairie vole), 1140 nucleotides long. RefSeq names its product SLAM family member 7 (gene Slamf7). The record is from RefSeq and is a predicted model, not a curated record. Gene Ontology annotation, cellular component: membrane; external side of plasma membrane. Gene Ontology annotation, biological process: T cell activation. NCBI's taxonomy places the organism in Eukaryota, Metazoa, Chordata, Mammalia, Rodentia, Cricetidae.